Drosophila albomicans is the source of this 1117-nucleotide messenger RNA. Its product is annotated as thiamin pyrophosphokinase 1. Gene Ontology annotation, biological process: thiamine diphosphate biosynthetic process; thiamine metabolic process. The transcript has 3 exons. The record is from RefSeq and is a predicted model, not a curated record. Gene Ontology annotation, molecular function: thiamine diphosphokinase activity; ATP binding; thiamine binding. The coding region runs from base 34 to 1101 and encodes 355 amino acids. NCBI's taxonomy places the organism in Eukaryota, Metazoa, Arthropoda, Insecta, Diptera, Drosophilidae.
CCGGCUCGUGCCAGGCAUAAUAAUUCAAAUUUGAUGAGUUUCGUACGAUUGAACGGCACUCGCUGCCAUAAAAUGGUAGCGGCGGCAGCUAACAAAAAUGUCAUUUUCAAAUUAUUGCGUAGCGCGGGAACUGCCAUAUUAGCGUUGCCAGACGAUUGGCGUAUUUUGCAGCAGUCUGGCAGGGCACGCAGUCACCCACGCAAUUUCUGUACCAAAACAACCAUCGGCUUCAGACAACAAAUGGACCACACAGUGCCACCCAAAGAGUACAAAUGGAUGCCCAACAACCUAAUUAGUGAGAAUUUUCGCUUGGGCCCCAAUGGACAUGUGUGUAUUGUGCUUAAUCGGCGAAUCCAAGUUCCCGCACACGUGGUCAAGCGGUUAUGGAAGAAUGCAAUCUUGCGAUGCACCGUUGACGGCGGUUCAAAUCACUGGCGCAACUUUGUGGUAUCACAAGCACAGCAAGCGGCCUUAAGGCAGCCAGAGCAGACAAUGAGCGACAAUGACAAUGAUACAACGCCAGUUGCAGAGUUGGUUGAACCACCAGAUCUAAUAACAGGCGACUUUGAUUCUAUAACCGAAGAAACGAUCGAAUUUUUCAAAUCAACGCCCAAAAUCAACACGCCCGAUCAGGAUGCAACAGAUUUUACCAAAGCCUUCACAGUGCUCCAGCCGGUGAUGGUGCAGCGUAAAGUAAAAGAUGUCGUCGUCUUUCAUGAUUGUUCGGGUCGAUUGGAUCAGGUGAUGGCCAAUCUGAAUACGUUGUACAAGAUGCAGAAAGACAACUGCAAUGUGUAUCUGCUCAGUGGCGAUUCAAUAACGUGGCUGCUGCGUCCGGGAAAACACACAAUCCAAAUUCCACUCGAUCUGGUGACCAAUCAACGAUGGUGCUCCUUAAUUCCUGUAGGAAGUGCGGCCCAUAAUGUGACCACAACGGGAUUGAAGUGGAAUCUGUACCACGCACAACUGGAUUUUGGUGGCAUGGUCAGCACAUCAAAUACCUAUUCCACAGAGUUUGUUCAAGUGCAGACAGAUGGUAACUUGAUUUGGUCCAUGGGCGCCUACGACUUCGAGGAGAAGCCACAAUCAAGCGUAAAAUAGGAAUAAUAGCCAGAGU